Molecule: messenger RNA, 3225 nt
Organism: Hymenoscyphus albidus
Lineage: Eukaryota; Fungi; Ascomycota; Leotiomycetes; Helotiales; Helotiaceae
Source: the annotation of a GenBank genome assembly
UACUGCACCAUAUGCUGCACACCGACCACAACUCCACCAGCCCCCCGGCCUUUAGCUUUCUUCUUUCUCACUUUCCUCCGCAGCCACCAGUUCCACAUCACACUCCUUUGGAUACCAACCACUGUUACUACUCAGUCAUUCGUUUGCCUUUCCCUUUCCUUCUCUUCUCCCACCCAGUCACAGAUCGCCCGUGACAACGGCCCUAUUGGUCAGUCAACACCGACGACAACAACUUCACUGCCGCGACUCUGGAACUGCACUCCACUCUCCAUCCUCAGUCAGGAAAUACCAAUCAACCCACAGCAAUCGGACGAGUGAGGUGCGCGUAAAUGAGGUUGUGUAGAGGACGCCAAAGUUGAAUUAUGAGGGAGGAAAUUGGCGUAGACAGCGUCGAGAGAAACACCAUAUCCACAUCGUCCUCUCCUUACGAUGCGAAGGCAGUUGAGCUAGAAUCCUCGUUGCUUGCUACGACAAUGGCAGGACAGAGGCGGGUAGAUUGGGCGAGGUCAACAAACCGACAACAACCAACCAUGGGACUCAACAUCAAGACCGCACUUCUCUCAAUGAUCGCACUCGCACCAGUCGCCAUGGCUCAGAAUUGUAUACCACUGACCGGCUCAACACAAUGUCCUUCUUUUGGUUCCGCGUCGAUAUCAGUUACGGAUGGCACAGUUCUUGGUUACUUGUAUGUUGGACUCACGUAUCUUGGAAGAAUUUCACUACUAAUUCUUUUCUCCUAGUCCAUUCCUUAGACAGGUCAACGAUGUCACGACUUUUGACACUCAAGUACGGGACUACAUCGCAAGAAAUUAUACGCGAGAAAAGUACUUCUAUUUCUACAAUUUCAUCUCCAGUCCAAUUGCUAAUAAAUUUACUUCCAGAUACCAAACACUCCUUGGUUGCGACACUGUUGAUUUGGCAAAUACAACAAAUCUUUACGCACGCUUCACAACCAGUGUUAUAUGUAAUGCUAUAGUACAAAAUUCAAAAACACCCUGUGGAUUGUCAGCGGGCAAUUCUCGGCCUGUUUGUGCUGCUACAUGUGUAAGUCGCGCUAGCGCAAUGUACCAAGUAAACAAAUUACCAUGACCAAGACUGAUAACCAUUAGGCCGACCAAGCCGAGAGCGAGGCCAUUAUCAUCGCCAACAAUGAUCUUUGCCAAAACCCAAAUGCCAAUGCUGAUACACAGAUCCGAGCCGAUUUUACCAACUGUGCCUUGCCCGCGAAUUCGUUGAGCGGUUCCUGCAUUGAUGGCGCAUCUAAUGAACCAAACAACUGUGGCUUCGGAAACAGUACAAUUGGCUUAUGCCAAUACUGUGCCGCAGGAGGGCAAAAUAGUACGGAUACGUGCUGUUAUAAUUCCAAAGCAGAAGAAAGAUGCAGAGACGUAAAACUACCAACCAUUACAGCUUUUAUGACCUUUAGUACAAGCUCUCCAACCUCUUCCCCGACAUCAACAGCAUCUUCAGAAUCAAGUACCCCUGCACCAGCAUCACAAACCAACCGUCUUUCGGGAGGCGCUAUUGCUGGAAUUGUGAUUGGUUCUAUUGCAGCAGCUGCAAUGAUUGGUGUCUUGAUUUUCCUUUUGCUCAUGUGCCUGCGCCGUCGCCGAGGAACACAAAAUGGUAGUGUUUUCAACCAACCAGCUCCUGCUAGAAAAGGUCAGAGUAUGGCAUAUAACCCAGUUGCAGCAAACACCACCCCGGAAGGAUAUGAGGUACUUCCAGGAGGGCGAAUCGCACGCAUGUCGGCUUUGGAGGGCCACACAGACUCAUCUCCACCUCGGCAUCUUGCAGCAAUGACUCCAGCAAGUCGUACAGGAGUUCGGAGCAGGAGACAUGAGGACUCGUCGGACGAAUAUAGCCCAGCGUCGAUCCAUCAAGGAGGAAUACUUCGACCUCCCCCUAUGGCGAGAAGAACCGGUUCAUUGUCCAGUGGAUCGGCUCUUGGAAUUGACGACCCACAAUCACCAGGAAGCGGAAACAUGUCCUCUCCCCAAGGCAUUGCGGCCAGUCAACAAUCCGAGCAAUUGCCGUUUUUCAAAGAUUAUUAUUCGUCAGACGAAAUCCACCCGGGAGAUAAGGUUGCUGCUCUAUGGGCGUAUCAACCACGAGCCGGAGACGAGUUUUCGUUGGAAAGAGGUGAUAUGCUGAAGGUUGUAGGCAUCUGGGACGAUGGAUGGGCUACUGGAAUCUUGAUUGAUGAGAACGCAGAGGACUGGGACGCAAAACGCAAAGCACAACGCGAUAGUGGUGUUUCCAACACUUCAGGCCGGAGAGGCGACUCACCAAACGUUAGCGGUGAAAUCAAAGCCUUCCCCUUGGUUUGCGUUUGCUUGCCUGACCACUGGAGAAAAACCAUCGAAGGAGACGGAUCAACAGAAUCAGCAUCUACUGGUCCCUUUGGAGGUCAAACCUGACCAUCCGAUUAGCAUUUCGUUGCAUCAUACUUUUACGGCUUUUGAUGAUGGUGUUAUUGGGUUCAGGAGUUUUUCGGAUUCAUCUUUUCUUGACAAUUUUUACGGCGAGGUAAUAUCGACCCGACACAAACCUUUUACCGCCGACAAGAGGCCUUGAGCUCCAACCCAUCAUAUAUACGUGCCUGCCUCUUCACGCCCAGCUUUGACGCCUAUCACGCUAUAGACUUUACGAUUUGCGCAGCAUUUUCACUUUUUGUAUUCGAAAACGUCAUCCCCAAUCGAAUCUUCGCGAAAUACCUCCUUCGCCUCUGGACCGGAAAAGGAGAAAUCGAUUCGGGCUCUAAUAAUACUAUUAUAUGAUCGAUCGAAGGUCUUUCAGAUCCGUGCAUCUUUUUCGAAAACGGAAAGGAUCACAAGGACGAAUAGGACCUUAGUACAUACAAUUUUUUUUGUGUUUCCUUUUUUCUAUAUACCCAAAUUCUUGUAUCCAGACUUGUGGGGCAAAUGAAGGGGUGUGGGGAUGAGCAAUGGUGUGCGGAGUUGUUGAUUGAUCGAAGCCUUUUUUCUGCUUUCCAGCCCGGAGAUAAUAUAAUUGGCGUGGGAGAGAGUGAGAGUUAGAUGUCAGGGGGGGAGUGGAUUGAAAUGAGAGACAACAGAGAAAAGAGAAAUGGGGAAUAAUUGGGCUUGGGGAGGUAAUAACUUGUGGAUGAGUUAAUUGAAGGGGGGGUUGAGUGAGGUUGGUUAUUUUGAUAGGAUAGGAUAGGAACCCCUCUUCCGAAUAAAGAUACAAAAUCCCUAUCAAAUA